AUGAAAGCAACAUUGUUGAUGGUUUUAACACUCUUGGUGUUAGGUAAUUCUUAGUAAGUUGGCACCCACGCUAAAAAUGCCUAUUUAAUUGUGAAAGGAGUUAUAGAAGGAGUGUAAGUUGAUGGUCAUGUAGAAGUAAAAUAAAUAAUGUCUUGCUUAAAAAAUUCAGAAUAAUUAAUUUAUACUAUUGGGAAAGCUAUCGAAAAUUUGAAAACGAAUGCCAUUGAGGAAGUCAAAGAAGGAAUCAAAUUAAUUGGAGUAGCCAUUUAAUAAAUUCCAGACUCUAUUACUACAUGUGAAUCUGGAUCCGAGGAAAUGGUAGUUUUGUCAUGUAAACAUAAUAUUAAUAAAUAGAACUUCUCACUAACAUGUUGGAACAAUUGAGAAACCCAUAGACAUUCUCAUAUGAAAUGAGUUAUAAGUAAGGGAAUCAGUAAUUACUAUAUAUAAUUUAGACACUGCUAUUAACGACUGGAAACAAGGAGCUUAUGAAGAUUUUGGAAAAUAGAUUGGAUUUAUGCUGGUUUAACUACUUAAAGUAACAAAAAGCAUUGAGGCUUUUAUUUUUAAUGGCGAAUUCGUAGAAAUAGUGUUUAAAGGAGUACUUGAUUAAAUUUUAAAUGCAAAAGUAAUCAAAUUCAAAAUCAAAAACAUUAAAGAUUGUUUAGAUGGUGUUCGUGGAAUUGGUGGAAUUAUGAUAAAUUUUAAUAAUGCUGUUAGAAACUUAGAAGAUGGUUCUCUCUCAAGUGACAUCUUAUCUUUAUCAUCAUUUGUAGAAGUCAUGAAGUUCUCAAAGACUCUAAAAGCUUGUAAGUCUGCCUGGGAAGUUGCGGUGAUGGCUGGAACAGCAAUCGGGUUAGCUGGAACCUCAAAGGACACACAAUCAUUCAUCUAAGAUUUUGCAACUCAAUUAAAGAAUUUUUUUGUAGAUGUUAUAUCAGCUCUUACUAUCUGCUACAUAGCUCUAAAAAGAAAUUUAAUUAAGUUUUGUUCUUAUAUUCGUAGAAAUAUAUGA
This is a messenger RNA of Paramecium octaurelia, 1015 nucleotides long. Lineage: Eukaryota; Ciliophora; Oligohymenophorea; Peniculida; Parameciidae. The record is from the annotation of a GenBank genome assembly.